AUGUGCUCUCCAGUGUUCGAUCGCAUGCUUUCCUCCGACAUGAAGGAGGCGCAGGAAAGGGUGAUAGAGGUGGGAGUUGCAACGCAGCAUGAGUUCGAGAUCCUCUAUGCGUUGUUGAUGCCCGGCGCUUUCCUGACAAGGAGUGUGAAGCCUUCACAGGUGGAAAGCUUACUUCGAAUUAGUGACUAUUAUGAGGUCAGCUUUAUCAAGAAGGCUUGUGAGCAAAAGUUGCUUUCCCUUCCAGCAACACCUGCUCGGCUGAUAGAGGCCAGCAAGUAUGGCCUGAAACGGCAGCUUGCGCGGUGUGUCAAAGAGAUAUCGCCGCGGCUUGCUUUGCAGGAUCUGCUGCAGGUCUACGACCACUCACCGGAGCUGCUGCUGGCUGUCACUUUCGCGCUUCGUGGGUGCGUCACUGAGGACUGCACUCGAGAGGGCCUGGGUCGAGUCGUUGCAAAGGUCAAGGAGGAGAAGGAGGAGGAUGAUGAUGACGACUCACGUCUCAUGUGA
Molecule: messenger RNA, 507 nt
Organism: Symbiodinium pilosum
Lineage: Eukaryota; Dinophyceae; Suessiales; Symbiodiniaceae
Source: the annotation of a GenBank genome assembly